This is a messenger RNA of Chionomys nivalis (European snow vole), 1084 nucleotides long. RefSeq names its product NADH:ubiquinone oxidoreductase subunit S5 (gene Ndufs5). The record is from RefSeq and is a predicted model, not a curated record. Gene Ontology annotation, biological process: mitochondrial respiratory chain complex I assembly. The transcript is spliced from 3 exons. Bases 146 to 466 code for a protein of 106 amino acids. Lineage: Eukaryota; Metazoa; Chordata; Mammalia; Rodentia; Cricetidae.
UCGCGCUGUAAACGUCGCACGGCGAACGUCCUUUACGGCAGGCGUCUGUGUCUCCCCGAAACCGGCUGUCGUGAUCUGCGCCCAGGGAGCCUACAAGGGCACUUCUGUGGUGCGGUAGGUGCUGCUGUGUCCGCACAGCCAAGCCAUGCCUUUCUUUGAUGUGCAGAAAAAGCUGGGCAUUAGCCUCGAUCGCCACUUCGUAUUCCAAAGUGUUGAGCAGCCCUUCAAGAUUCCCUCCCGAUGCCAUGCUUUCGAAAAAGAGUGGAUAGAGUGUUCACAUGGCAUCGGUGCUACCCGGGCUAAAAAAGAGUGCAAGAUAGAAUUUGAAGAUUUCGAGGAAUGUUAUCUUCGGUAUAAAACGAUGAAGCGCCUGGGUCAAAUCAAACGACAGCGGGAUACGCUGGUUAAAGAGGGGAAAUACACCCCUCCCCCUCACCACAGGGGCCAGGAGGAGCCCAGGCCCUGAGCAGAGCAGGUGGACGCUGCUUUUCAUGCUGUUUUCCGCUGGGAGAAAGUCUAAUGAAAACUGCUUCAUUGAGUACAUAAAAAUAAAGAAUUAGUCAACCUCACUUGUUGUGUUUUCUCUCGGGCCAUGCUUCGCAGUGGUGAAAGUUUGUCUAAGUCCUCCUCCUGAUUAAUGCCUGAAGAACUGAAGCUGAACCAGGGGCUCAGGGCAGCCAGGCAUUCGAGUGCAGUUUGUACAAGGCUCAUUAUCAUCACACCGCCUUUGAUAAGAGGGCUGCUUCCCAGGCCAGCUGUGCAAGGUUAUUUAAAUGCUCAACCAUGUUGUUUGUCUUCAGGAAAACAUCUGAGGUACAGGAAUAUUUGAGGAAGGCCGCAAGCAUUCCUGUGUUCAAAUGUCCUUCUUGGGAUAGCAACAUGGGGUGUUCCCAUGCCUGUGCUACAAAUUCAUUCUAUCCUCAUGUAACCUUAAUUCAAACCCUAACGGUUGUUGAUGGUGGUGUUUGUAGCCCAGGUGUCCUCUCGCUAAGCCUCCUGCCUGCUGGAAUUAUAGACAAGAGCUACAAUGAGCCUUUUACAAAUUAUUUUGUUUUUUGAGACAGUUUUCUGUGUAGUGCUGGCU